This is a messenger RNA of Camellia sinensis, 1168 nucleotides long. The record is from RefSeq and is a predicted model, not a curated record. NCBI's taxonomy places the organism in Eukaryota, Viridiplantae, Streptophyta, Magnoliopsida, Ericales, Theaceae.
GCAGCCACACUACAAAACUCCACUCAGAGUAGGCAACAACAGAUCAGAAACAGAGCAAACUAUACAGAGCAUAUUCCUGCAGCAUACAAAACUUCCCUCGGAGUAGGCAGCCACACAACAAAUUUCCUGCAGGUUGCCCACCACUCAGCACCCAAAACUGACCAAAAGCCAAACUAGACCUGCACUAGAGUUGAAGACCAAGCUACAAAAGUUCACUUCAGCACUUCAUAUCAGCAAAUCACACAGAAACAGCCAAAUGAAGUAACCAAAAUAAUGAAUCAGCCAACAGACCAUCAGAGAUGCAACUGAGAUGCAAUUGAGUAAUCACAUGAGUUGAAACUGACCCUGUCCAAUGUUGCAGAUGCUAUUCACAGCCUUGAAAGAAGAUAUUGCACCACGAGGGCAGCCAAAGACCAUUGAAACGGAAAAAAAUUCAACUCUCGAGGCCUACAAGGAUAGGAUUAACACUUUCCUGUUGGUGGCAACAAUUAUUAUCACUGUGACCUUUGCGGCUGGUAUCACUGUUCCAGGUGGAUAUGACGACUCUGAAACUCACAAGGGCAUGGCACUUAUGGUAAAAAAGUCUGCAUUUCAAGUAUUCGUGAUCGCUAAUGCUUUAGCUAUGUAUAGUUCCAUUAUUGUUGCUGUUUUGCUCAUAUGGGCACAGUUGGGAGAUCUUAAUCUCGUUCUUGUUUCCUUGACAUUGGCUUCGCCAUUGUUGGGAGGAGCUCUUAUGAUGCUCGCGAUAUCAUUCAUGACAGGUGUUUAUCUAGUGGUGAGCAACCUUAAUUGGCUUUCUUAUGUUAUUUUGAUCAUGGGCUUAAUCUUUGUCCUUGCCCUUUCCACGCUGUUGAUUCUAUUCUUUCUACCAACUUCCUUGAACCAUCGCAUGCUACGCUACAUCUUCUACUAUCCAUUUUCUCUUUUGGUAUUAAUCAGCAAAAAGUGGUGUUGAUGUCUGGUCUGUUGGUAUUGGAAAACUUUCUUUUAAUAUUUUCAAACAAAAAAAGUAUGUAAAAUUAUUGUACUAACAGCCACAUCAUUCCUUUUGGCACUCCAUUAGAGAUAUGUGGAUUUCGUGUUUUUUUUUUUUUUUUUUUUUUCUUCUCAUUUAUGAAACUGAUUAUGUAUUUAUAUAUGUAUUGAAAGUUUAUUUGAUAUACUAUCU